CCGCCUACACUCAGUUCACUGAGUACCGGUAAGAGAAGCAAGGGCUGGUAAACACUAGCACGGCAAAGCAACCACCUACUACCAGGCUAAAAAGAGGGACUGACAUAACGAACGCCAUUCGUUAUAGGUACAGUUCUCUUACUGCUGCGGCACUCGAUUGGCGAACUGUGGAGAAUCACGUAUGCUUCUGCCACGACAGUUGUGUGUAUUGCCCAGUCAACUGUAAGCAGCGGAUUACUGUGUGGCAUUGUAGACCAAGUCAACCAUCCUGUCCAACAUGCCGCUAACGCACAUAAAACGACGUGAAUGCCGCACCGUUGCCUGUGUUGUGACGGUGGCCCCAAGUUUUUGUUUUCCGGAGUGGGUUUUGACUGGGCGCAGCUGCAUGAAGAGGCCCAAACUUCUUGUCGACGUGCAAGUGAGUUGUGUCUCUCUGGUGGAUAACCAAGGAAGAGGGGGUUCUGAUAGAAGCGAGCUUCUUGGCGGUCCAACGUGGUGGUCGUAGAAGUCGGGACCAGUAUUCCUCACGACAUUCGAGGAUUGUUUUGGGUAUGCGUAGUGCCAUUGAUCUCGGAAGGGUCUGGAGCUUUGUGGUCGUACAAAAGGAAGAUUUGACAAUUAGUGUCGAGACUCGGAGUGCGAACGCAUUCACGGACAGCCGAUUUCGAUGUGCAGUGCGGUUUAUUCGGAACGUCCCGCUGCACAUCCGUGCUGCGGCGGAAUCUUGGAACAUGACUCUGAACCACUAUUUGUUGAGCCUGCCUAGGCAGCAGCGAUAGUGAAGAUCGUGAAGGCUCGAUUUUCACUCAUAUCGUUGCUGUUCGUUGACUUCGAGGCGCGAGGAUCGCCGUCAUGAAAAGCUCUCGACACAGCCGGCAAUCGCCGAAGCGUACGCUCUCCCCUUCCCGGCCGGAUCCUGGUAAUGGCUCACGAGCAUUUUUGCCUCAUAUGCGCAUCUGUCGGACGUGGCGUCUCUGUCCGGAUGGGUUUUGUUUAUUAACGUUGAGUUUUGCCAGCGAAGCGUGCCAUUGGGAAGUUCCACCUGGUUCACCCUUGUGGUGUUGAAGAAACUCCGGGUGUCUUCCACUGUUGCCACCCUCCCCCGUUCUGGGCAGUUCCCUCCUUGCACUGGUGACUUUUGCCGAUUGGGUUAUCUGGGGAAAAUUGUGAGAGGGCGGAUAAAAACGGACAAAGGCACUUGGUGGUUGAAAAAAGAUCAGUUCGAUAAUUGCUCCCACAACUGACUCGAGAUAAACCCCUUCGUCCGUUCGUCUCAAAAGGGGAGGCUGAUCCCCGGCUCGUCUUGCACGGGCGUCCGGAGAGCCUCGACUCGUGCCACCAGCUGUCUAUCGAUGAUAUUUUCGAUUGUUUUUCUUUCCUUAUCCGUCUGCAGUUGUUUCAUCGUGGGUUCUGAAUUGGCUGAUCAGUCAGUCCUGGGUUGCCACUGUGCUCUCUCAACAGGGCGCGGAAUUUUUGCUAGGUGGCCGCUUGAACCCACCGUUGCAUCCGCCAGGAGUGAAGCCGCAGCACACCGCUGUUGUGUCUCAAAUUCACAGCUGGCAUCAGGGAAUAGUGGUCGCUGGCCGAUACUGCUGUACAAAUGAUUUCUCGGUAAAUCGAUCAUCCAAUUGUUUUUCAUCUGCCAUGAGGGGCAGUGUACUUGUUGUGACAAGGACAGUAGAUUGCCGCUUGUCACGAUUCCAGGGAAAGUGUUAUUUUCGACAGUGGCCAGUGAGCGGGACGACGCGCUCACAUCGUACACGUGGUUGGUACCUCACACUGCUCCUUCCACUGCAGAGUGCCGUGAUGGCGCACGUGCUGAUUUCUUCUCCGUCUACGGUUGAACUCGACGAGGAAACCCAGGUUUUCACGUCUUUACAAAAUGCCGCUUUAAUUCCUCGCGACAGGAGAAAGACAAGGACGCAUGUCCGCCUGCGUCGCAGUCGUUCCGGGGGCACUGGCAGUUGGAAACCGUUAGCCACGAGAGUUUUAAUCGUGACGUUCCUAGUAGCGCUGGCAGCAGUCGCCCUUCGAAGGUAUGUGUUACGCACGAGGUCUCGUUCGAUGUCCACCGUUUCCCAAGAUUCCGACAUCUCAGCUUCUCCACGAGAAACGGUCCUCGACGACCGCGCACGAUUCCGGGCAGAUGACGGAGGCAACGAAGGGGAAUUUGCCUUUCCCAGUUCGCCAGUCGAAAAUGUCGCUGCAGCUGUGGCCCGUUUGAACCAUGGUAGCACAACCGCUGACGAGCAACCACAUCGUGGUGGACAGGCCGAUGCAGCGCUGGAGCUACUACGACCGCCAACUCCCUCUUGGGGAAACCAAGAGGCUCCCGAGGGUGUGACGGGGCGAAUCACAGAAGCUGUCGCCAUGCCGCUCCCUGCUAUCGAUUCACUCGGCGAGCGACCGCACAAUGGUGAACAGGCCAGUGCAGCGCUGGAACCACCAGGACCGGCAACUUCCCCUUGGGGAAAUGAAGAGACUCCCGAUGGUGCGACGGGGCGAAUCACAGAAGCUGUCGCCAUGCCGCUCCCUGCUAUCGAUUCACUCGGCGAGCGACCGCACAAUGGUGAACAGGCCAGUGCAGCGCUGGAACCACCAGGACCGGCAACUUCCCCUUGGGGAAACGAAGAGACUCCCGAGGGUGCGACGGGGCGAAUCACAGAAGCUGUCGCCAUGCCGCUCCCUGCUAACGAUUCAUUCGGCGAGCGACCACACAAUGGUGAACAGGCCAGUGCAGCGCUGGAACCACCAGGACCGGCAACUUCCCCUUGGGGAAAUGAAGAGACUCCCGAUGGUGCGACGGGGCGAAUCACAGAAGCUGUCGCCAUGCCGCUCCCUGCUAUCGAUUCACUCGGCGAGCGACCGCACAAUGGUGAACAGGCCAGUGCAGCGCUGGAACCACCAGGACCGGCAACUUCCCCUUGGGGAAACGAAGAGACUCCCGAGGGUGCGACGGGGCGAAUCACAGAAGCUGUCGCCAUGCCGCUCCCUGCUAACGAUUCAUUCGGCGAGCGACCACACAAUGGUGAACAGGCCAGUGCAGCGCUGGAACCACCAGGACCGGCAACUUCCCCUUGGGGAAACGAAGAGACUCCCGAGGGUGCGACGGGGCGAAUCACAGAAACUGUGGCCACGUCGACCGUUGGUAGCAUAGCUCCUGCGGAACAGUCACAUAGUGGGGAACAAGCCGGUGCAGUGCUGGAGCCACCAGCAGCACCAAAGCCGUGGGGAAUUUUAGAUGCGGCCCUCGAGAAGGUGCGGGAAGAAAUUUCAAAACAACAGGUUCAACUACAUUUUGCAAUGCGUAGAGGGGACUCAGCAGAAGUUGAUGCGAGGAAGGAGAUGCUGCUUGACCUACUGAAGGGGAGGGCGUUGUUGCAGAGCAUUCCCGACGAGCCUGGUGACGGAGAAAUUCCUUGAAUUAUUUUCUACAUCGGGUUCGCAGGUCUUCCUUGAGCCACAGUGCGGCGACAUUUUGGAGGAUCUGUAGACUUCAGGCGCAUGAGUGUUGGAGAAGGUUUCAGCGGUUAUUGCCUGAUUCUUCGGUUAAGAGGAGCAGUGGUUGGAAGAGGAAGGUGCGAUGCUGACAUAGAGUUGCAAGCUUUAAUGACAACUUUCUUGAACAGGUGAAACACCGCGCACUUGCGAGGUUGCAGAGGCGAGUAUUUUGUCAACGACUGCUGUACUUGCUAGAGACCUCAGAAAGACGCUUACGCGGAGCUGGAGAAGUUUUGAUGCGGGCAAGAGGAGAGUACCCGAAAAUGGACCUCUACCUAAAAGGCGACACGGGCAGCGAUUGCACGAUACUUCGACAGCGACCCUACAAACGCGCUGGUUCACGAGCAUUAUGCUGAACAAGCCGCGGAGACAAAAGUCCAGAUCCCUGGUUCGCGUCAAGGAACAAAGGACGGAAUUACGGUCUGUUGCAGGAUCGCCGUCAGUCGCAUCCUCGAAUGGCGAAGGAGAGUACGUCGUUGGCAGAUCAUGUGCACUGGCAGAUCCCCAGUUACACUCUCAGGACGUCUAAUAUUCCUUCCUUCUUUUGGCAGCAUAGCUUCGCGCAGAUGACGAACAAACGAAACAAGGUAUCCGAUGGUACAGCAAUUUUGCAGGUGUUUUUCGGACAUUUGGUUUAGGUAUUAGUGCCGCUGUGCCUCAGGGAAUAAGCACGAUUACCCACCCAAAGUCAUUUAAGUCGUUACAGAGUUAUGCCGCUGCAUGCUUCUUUGGUGAUAAAUGCAAAGCAGCUUCCCCAGUUUCCGUUACACAAAUAAUAGGUGAAACCUUCUUUGCGCCUGCACACUGAAGCAAUGCAAAUGCAUUUAAAAGAAACGGUUGCAAGCGCUAUAUUUUAGGUUUGGCACAAACGAUUUCAGGAAUUCUAAAUCACGAUGUGCCCUACCGCGAGUUUCGGUACACAGUCGGCCCGCGCUCGACCGCGGGGUGUCCAGCGGCAUUACGUCAGUACUUCUUGUUAAUUUGGGGGGUUACUGAUUUGUGAAACAGGGAAAACGGAUUUCAAAUUGGUAUGCAUUUAAGUCUGUGCACCGCGGUCGUUCCGCGGAAUGGUGCCUCGGACUGUUUCGAGACUCUAAUGUGUAUCAGAUUAGGGUCUGGAGCUUUGUGGUCGUACAAAAAAAAAGAUUUGACAAUUAGUGUCGAGACUCGGAGUGCGAACACACUCACGGACAUCCGAUAUUGAUGAGUAGUGCCGAUUAUUCGGAACGUCCCGCUGCACAUCCGUGCUGCGGCGGAAUCUUGGAACAUGACUCUGAACCACUAUUUGUUGAGCCUGCCUAGGCAGCAGCGAUAGUGAAGAUCGUGAAGGCUCGAUUUUCACUCAUAUAGUUGCUGUUCGUUGACUUCGAGGCGCGAGGAUCGCCGUCAUGAAAAGCUCUCGACACAGCCGGCAACCGCCGAAGCGUACGCUCUCGCCUUCCCGGCCGGAUCCUGGUGACGGCACACGAGCAUUUUUGCCUCAUAUGCGCAUCUGUCGGACGUGGCGUCUCUGUCCGGAUGAGUUUUGUUUAUUAACGUUGAGUUUUGCCAGCGAAGCGAGCCAUUGGGAAGUUACGCCUGGGUCAUUCUUGUGCUGUCAACUGGACUGCCCAUGUGUCCAAGCGACGCCACUAUCCCCUGUUCUUGGCGGUUUCCUGCUCGCACAGGUGACACCAGCUGUCUCGGUCAACUGACGAAAACUGUGAAAAGAGUGGUGAAAAUGAACAGAGGAUAAGUCGCUUAUAAAGGCAGUUGUCGUGACACAACUGGCAGUAGGUAAAGGCCCUUUGACCACACUUUUCGAACACGGCAGACGGAUGCCCAGCUCGACCUGCU
Toxoplasma gondii ME49 is the source of this 5337-nucleotide messenger RNA. RefSeq lists its product as hypothetical. Lineage: Eukaryota; Apicomplexa; Conoidasida; Eucoccidiorida; Sarcocystidae. The transcript has a single exon. The record is from RefSeq and is a predicted model, not a curated record. The coding region runs from base 1645 to 3423 and encodes 592 amino acids.